AUGGUGACAACAGCCAGGGACACCUCGGGAGUCACAGCAACGGUGACAACUGCCAGGGUCACCCUGGGAGUCGUGGCAACAGUGACAACAGCCAGGGACACCUUCAAAGCUACAGCCACGGUGACAACAGCCAAGGGCUCGGAGUGCAAUGAGUCCCCCCAGCGCCGGCUGCGAGGGAUGCAGGGCAGCCUCGGGAAUUGCGAGGCCCGGCGCUCCAGGGAUGCAGCCACAUUUCCAGAUCCGGUCCUGUUCACGGUCUUGCUGGUUCUUAUCCCGGUCCCGUGGCUGUUCCUGGUGGCGGGCUCAUCCCGUUCCCGUUCCUAUUCCCGGUCCCGGUCCCGGUCCCGCCCCGCCGCUCCCUCACGGAACCGCACCCCCUCACAGCGGCCGCCAGGGGGCGCCCCGCUCCGACCACGCCCCACAAGCGCGCAGCCGGCCGAGCCCUCUGGCACCGACCAAUCAGAGCCGGCGGCGCUGCCCGCGCGCUCCCAGCGGCCAUUCUCAAAGCGGCGGGGGCAUGAAUGGGGAUCGGGAUCAGGAUCGGGAGCGCGACCGGGACCGGGAUCGGUACCGGGGCGCUGGGCCGCCACUGCCUGCGUGGUGACGGGCGCUUCCCGCGGCUUCGGGCGCAGCCUGGCGCGGCUGCUGGCGCCGCAGCUCGGGCCCGGCUCGGUGCUGAUGCUGCUGGCGCGCUCCGCGGAUGCGCUGGCCGAGCUGGCGACCGAGCUGCGCGCCGGGGCCACCGGCAAUGACACGGGCAGUGUCACCGGGAGCAGCGAGCUGCGGGUGCAGUGCGUGCCCGCUGACCUGGGCUCCGAGGAGGGGCUGCGGAGGGCGAGCGCUGCCCUGCGGGAGCUGCUGCAGGACGCGUCCUUCGGCCGCCUGCUGCUGGUCAAUAAUGCCGGCUCCUUGGGAGACAUCUCCAAAUCCUUCCUGGACCUGACCGACCUGGAGGAGAUCAACUCCUACUUCUCCUUCAACAUCAGCUCAGCCCUCUGCCUGACCUCCACGGCCCUGAGGGCCUUUGGGGCCCGGCCUGGCUGCAGCAGGACCGUGGUGAACAUCUCAUCCCUGUGUGCCCUGGAGCCCUUCCCCAGCUGGGCCCUGUACUGCUCUGGCAAGGCUGCCAGGGACAUGAUGUUCCGUGUGCUGGCCCUGGAGGAGCCCGGAGUGCGUGUGCUCAACUAUGCCCCAGGCCCCCUGGACACGGACAUGCAGCUCCUGGCCCGGAGCAGGACUCGGGACUCUGGGCUGCGCCAGCGCUUCCAGAGGCUGCAGGAGCAGGGCCAGCUCAUCCCGAGCUCUGUGUCAGCCCAGAAGCUGCUCCAGCUCCUGCAGGAGGAUUCCUUUCCCUCCGGAGCUCACGUGGAUUUCUUUGACAUCUGAGCCCCUCCACUUUUGCCUCCCUGCUUUGCUUCCAGCUGAGCCUUUCCCUGGUGCCUCCAGCGGGACCUUGUUCAAAUCCUGGGAUUUGGGAAGCUUUAAGGAUAUCUCUUUGUGCCUUUUUGGUCCCUGUGUGCCUUGUGGUGCCCUUUUUCAUCUCUGUGUGCCUUGUGGUGCCCUUUUUGGGCUCUAUGUGCCCUUUAGUGCCCUUUUUGGUCUUUGUGUGCCUUGUGAUGCCCCUUUUUGGUCUCUGUGUACCCUUUAGUGCCCUUUUGAGGCUGGGCUGCAGCUCCUGCUGCUGAGCCCUCACUGGCAGGGCUGCAAUCCCUCACUCCCAGGGAUUUGGGAUUUUUCCUGAUGUAAUUUCCCUGGAAGGCUCAAAUUCAGGAGUUUGUGGGAGCCAAAGGAGUUUGUGCCAGCCCCACAGAGGCCCCAGCAGGAGCUGUGUCUCCAUGUGUGCCCACAAGGAGCCAUUCCUGGGCUGGGAUGUCCCCUGUGUGGUAUUUGAGGGUGCCCAGGAUGAGGGAAGAGAUGAGAAUCUUGAUUCCGUGUUUCAGAAUGCUGAUUUAUUAUUCCAUGAUAUGAUAUGAUAUGAAAUUAUAAGAAAACUAUAUACUAAAACUAUACUCAAGAAAAGAGAAAGGAGACAUCAGAAGGGUAGAAAGGAAUAAUAUAAAUAAUAAAUAAUAUAAGAAAUAAUAAAAUUUUGUGGCUGACCAGAGUCCCCACACAGCUGGACUGAGAUUGGUCAUUAAUUAAAAACAAUUCACAUGGAACCAACCAAAGAUGCACCUGUUGGUGAGCAACCUCCAGAGCACAUUCCAAGCAAUCAGAUCAUUCUUGUUUACAUUUAUUUCUGAGGUUUCUCAGCUUCUCAGGAGAAAAAUCCUGGCAAAGGGAUUUUCCAGAAAAUAUCAGUGAUAAUCCCUGGAUCCCUGGCUAUGUCCCAGCUGAUCCAGGGCUCCUGCAGGGCUGGGAUGGGUUCUGUGUGUCACAAUCCGUCCUUAUGAACGGGGUUCGUGAUGGUUCGUGGAUUGAUCUCAGGGU
This is a messenger RNA of Melozone crissalis (California towhee), 2430 nucleotides long. It is a transcript of the gene SPR, whose product is annotated as sepiapterin reductase. The coding region runs from base 1 to 1386 and encodes 461 amino acids. Gene Ontology annotation, biological process: tetrahydrobiopterin biosynthetic process. Gene Ontology annotation, molecular function: sepiapterin reductase (NADP+) activity. The record is from RefSeq and is a predicted model, not a curated record. The transcript is spliced from 6 exons. Lineage: Eukaryota; Metazoa; Chordata; Aves; Passeriformes; Passerellidae.